UUGUUUUGAUUUUUUUUUUCUUUGUUAGCUUUUUCAGGUUUGGUUUGUUUUGAUUUUUUUUUUUUUUUGAGACAGGGUUUUUCUGGGUAGCCCUUGUAAAGGAAGGCAUACCCCACCACUGCCCGGUUCCUUCUUAUGCUUUUACAUCAUUACAUGCUCAGUCAGGCCUAUUUACCCUGCCAGAUCUCUGCUUCCUAUUUGUAAGGUGCUUCAAAGGAUGCUGUUUCUGUGCCAUCCCUCAGGCUUGUAGGAUAUAACUAUGGUCUAUUUACUAGGAGUAUUUCCUUUUGGACUGUGGAAGGUGGUAGUGUCUUGAGAUCUGGUCUUGCUUUAAAAAAGUAGCUUCUCUCUGCAACUUAGAAAACCAUUAUCCUAAUUAUGGGAGAAAUUCUCUCCAUAACCGCCUCUUAUCUUUGUUUUGCUCGGGGAUGGAAGAUUAAGAGCCUGGAGAAUGUAAUGCACCCUGAUCAAAAAAACAAAAACAAAAAAAAAACCCCAGGUGUGUGUGUGUGUGUGUGUGUGUGUGUGUGUGUGUAUGCGUUUUGCUUCACAGUUUCUUAGCCCCCAUUACCUGAGGUGCUACCUUGUAUAGGCAGGCUCCAGUGGCCUGGGUAUCUGGGCAUCAGGAGAGGCAGUGGCUCCUCCCCCAACUUUGAGAGCUUCUUUCCCAGUUGUCUCCUAGGUGUCUUCACUGAGGAGAGAGUUCUCUGCUUUCUUCUUGGCCAUGGUGGGCACCCUGAGGCACCUGACCCUUGAGACUGCCAUCCCAGGGGUAACCCUACCUCUGGAAGCAGGCAGGUAAGGGUUAAAGGUAUGGGCCAGCCCAGUUCCCGUCCAGGUAGGUUGGGCCUUUACCUAGUGGGAGGCAGCCAAGACAGCAGUCACUGUUGUUCACUUCUACUGCCAGGAAAGCCAGGGCCCGGAUGAGACAAGUGUUCUUCUUGCUGCCUGGCGUUGGUGAGACUCCUAUCUGUGACCUAUGGGCCUCUGGGGAGGCGUUGUAAGUCUGCCCAGCUUCCCACUUACUGUGUUUGCACUCAAUGGGAAGGGAUCCAAAGUACCAGGCGGAGUGGGUCCAGACAGUGACACGGAAUCUGAGCGGGCAUAGUAGGCUUUGUCCAGCUAUCAGCCACAAGGUCCAAGCAGUACAAGGAUGGAAGUCAAAGGUCAGCUGAUCAGCUCUCCUACCUUCAAUGCCCCAGCUGCCCUGUUUGGAGAGGCUGCCCCCCAGGUGAAGUCAGAACGUCUCCGAGGGCUGCUUGACCGCCAGAGGGCCCUCCAAGAGGCCCUGAAUCUGAAACUUCAAGAGCUCAGGAAAGUGUGCCUGCAGGAGGCGGAGCUAACUGGUCAGCUGCCCCCUGAAUGCCCGUUGGAGCCUGGUGAACGGCCUCAGUUGGUACGCCGGAGGCCCCCUGCAGCACUUGCCUACCCUCCACUGCACGCAAACCCAGUACACCACUCCUUGUGUCCUGCUGAGGAACUGGCUCUUGAGGCCCUGGAGCGUGAAGUGUCCGUACAGCAACAGAUUGCAGCUGCAGCUCGCCGCCUGGCCCUGGCCCCUGACCUCAGCGGAGAACAGAGACGGCGCAGGCGCCAGGUACAGGUUGAUGCACUGCGAAGGCUGCAUGAGCUGGAGGAGCAGCUCAGGGACUUCCGGGCCCGUCUCGGCCUCCCAGUGCUCCAGCCACUGCCACUGUCUGAAGGAGCACUAGUCAAUGCCCAGGGUGUCUGCCUGGGUACACGCCUUGCUCAGCUCAGCCAAGAGGAUGUAGUUCUGCACUCGGAGAGCAGCUCCCUCUCAGAGUCAGGGGCCAGCCAUGAUAACGAGGAUCCUCAUAGCUGCUUCCCUGUACCCGAGCGCCCCUCACCACCAAAGGCCUGGGACCAGUUUCGGGCAGUAUCUGGGGGAAGCCCUGAACGGCGAGCCCCAUGGAAACCUCCCCCAUCUGAUAUUUAUGGGGACCUGAAGAGCCGACGUAACUCUGUGGCCAGCCCUACCAGCCCCACACGCUCGCUGCCCAGGAGUGCCUCCAGUUUUGAGGGGCGAAGUGUGCCUGCCACCCCUGUCCUCACCCGGGGCACUGGCCCCCGGCUCUGCAAACCAGAAGGCCUCCAUUCUCGCCAGUGGUCCGGUAGUCAGGACUCCCAGAUGGGCUUUCCUCGGCCUGACUCUGCUUCGGAUCGGGCCUCCCUCUUCGCAGCUCGCACCCGCCGAAGUAAUAGCUCUGAGGCCCUGCUUGUGGACCGGGCAGCUGCUGGGGGAGCUGGGUCUCCACCUGCUCCCCUGGCUCCCCCUGCUGCUGGUCCCCCAGUUUGCAAGAGCAGUGAGGUGCUGUAUGAGCGCCCCCAACCAGUCCCUUCCUUCUCUUCCCGCACCGCUGGGCCCCCAGACCCUCCUCGGGCUGCCAGGCCUAGCUCAGCUGCCCCUGCAUCCCGUGGGCCCCCCCGACUCCCACCUGUGUGUGGAGACUUCCUCUUGGACUAUUCAUUGGACCGGGGCUUGCCCCGCAGUGCUGGCGGGGCAGGUUGGGGGGAGCUGCUACCUGCUCCUGAAGUCCCAGGACCCCUUUCCCGCAGAGAUGGGCUCCUUGCCAUGCUCCCAGGUCCUCCACCCAUAUAUGUAGCUGACAGCAGCAGCCCCCUCCUCCGCAGCAAGGACCCCAACGCCCGUGCCAUCCGUUCCAAGCCCUGUGGCCUGCCCCCAGAAGCUGUGGAGGGUCUGGAAGUGCAUCCAAACCCAUUACUCUGGAUGCCCCCACCCACCCGGAUACCUCCAACUGGUGAGCGAGGUGGCCACAAGAACCUUGCCCUGGAGGGGCUGCGGGACUGGUACAUCCGAAAUUCAGGACUGGCCGUGGGACCCCAGCGCCGGCCAAUGCUCCCGCACAUGGGCCCAACACAUGCACCCUUCCUCCAUGCCCGCUGCUAUGAGGUGGGCCAGACACUGUACGGCCCUCCCAGCCAGGCACCGCUCCCGCACUCGAGGAGUUUCACAGCACCUCCUGUCUCCGGCAGAUACUACACGGAUUUCCUGUAUCCCCCGGAACUGAGCGCUCGGUUAAGUGACCUGACACUAGAGGGGGAGCAGUCUUCCAGUUCCGAUCCCCAGACCCCAGGGACACUGGUCUGACCCUAAAGGCCCUUUGUUGGUCUGGACACACUCCCGUCUGGGGAGCACACAGUCGACCUCGCUGAGCCCUGGGAUAUGGUUGCUCUUGGUCCUGAUCUCACAGGGCCCCUGGCUUCUCUUUGGCCCAGGAAGAUGUCUGGUAUUCCCUGCUCUCUUCUCAUCCUGUGCUGGGGAACUGGAGGGCCCCAGCUAGCUUCAAAGAGGGGUACAAAAUGGUGUGGGGACUCUGCCCCUUCCUCCAUUUCUGUUUACAGUUGUGAUUUAGUAUUCACUGUUUUUGCCCAACACUAGGUGUUUUAUAAAAGGGAAACUGUGAGCUCAUUCCUGGUUGGGUUCAUUCCUAUCCCCAUGCCCAACCUGUUCCAUUCUGGAGCCACCACCCUGCUUCAGCAAAAUGGACCAUAUAGAGUCUUGGGGCUGGGAGCCUGCUGUGAAUAGAACUCCCUGUCUCCUCCCACUAGAGUUCUUGGACAGAUGGGCUUCUGUCCACAUUUGGAAGGAUGAAAGUCUAGGUGGGGUACCUGAAGGAGCUAUUGUCUCUGCCCAUGGCCUCUGUGAUGACCUUCCCCAACUAGGAGGCCAUACAAGAGGUUGUCAAGAAGCAGAGCCAUUUGAGUAUGUCACAUCCUGGGAUGCUGCAGUGGUUAAACCUGGCAACUGGUAGAUGCCGGUAAAACCCUCAGGUGACAUCUGGCCAUGGGCCGCAGGCCACAUCAUGUCCUCCCUGGCAUUCCUUCUACUUACCAGUUUUUAAACAAAUCCACAUAAGCUGUGUUUUCUAUAUUGUCUGUGACUUUCUGGAGCUGGGGGUUCCCCUACCCCAUUUACCUGGUGUUAAUUUUUUUUUCUUUUUGUACCAAUGGAUCUGGGCCCAAGACACUACUCACACUGGAAGGGGAUUUCUAUAAUAAAUGUAUAAACUCAA
Molecule: messenger RNA, 4055 nt
Organism: Meriones unguiculatus (Mongolian gerbil)
Lineage: Eukaryota; Metazoa; Chordata; Mammalia; Rodentia; Muridae
Gene: Ccdc120
Product: coiled-coil domain containing 120
Exons: 11
Coding region: 1154-3130 (658 amino acids)
Source: RefSeq, a predicted model, not a curated record